This is a messenger RNA of Branchiostoma floridae (Florida lancelet), 2422 nucleotides long. RefSeq lists its product as uncharacterized. The record is from RefSeq and is a predicted model, not a curated record. NCBI's taxonomy places the organism in Eukaryota, Metazoa, Chordata, Leptocardii, Amphioxiformes, Branchiostomatidae. Bases 209 to 2401 code for a protein of 730 amino acids. The transcript has 13 exons. Gene Ontology annotation, cellular component: nucleus.
AGACAGUUAUCACAAGAGCGUAGCUGACGCCCGUUCCAAAAGUCGACAAGUUAUUUUGAGGGCUAAAUAUGGUUAUAUUUUGAUGAUGAUGAGCUUUCUUUUUUUGUUUGAAAAAAGAUAUGUUAGUCUUGUGCAUACAUAUUAGGAUUGACUCCAACUCUCGCGAGAUCUCCUGGCGCGAGAAGCGUCAACUUCAAAAGGCGGUAAGAUGGCGACUUCUAAUUCCGAAGAUGCCACAAGUUUUACGUUUUGGCCCGACAGAGACAAACCUCGCCCGGGACUGCGGCCUGCUAGGGGCAUAGCACGGAGGAAGACCACCAUCCGCCCCUUCAAAAUUGUGAAAGACUGGAGUUCCCCAGCGAGCAGUCAACAUGAUGAUGAUGAUGAUAAGACUCAUACACCAUUGGGUUCGAAAGUGCCCCAGUCCUGCGGUGUUCCUGGCAGCCCUGAAUCAGUGGUGCAUGAGAGCCCACGUCAUGGUAGCUUGCCUGAACAAGAAGAACCACCAGAGAUAGACAUUCAUGAUGCAGGCUCGUCUGCCCAUGGCCAGCGCAGGAAGAGUGGCCGUGUGUCUACUAGUAAGGGUCGCAGUGAGUGGUGGAAGACACGCCCUGAAGCUGGUUCUUCAGCUGACAAGCUGACCCUAGGUAAAGCCUUAACCCCACCUAACGACACUCCUGCAAAAUUGGACUCGAGUACAACACAGCAGAAGAACAAGAAGAGGGGUUCAGAUCUCAGCAGCACGGCACAAUCAGACUCAGAGUCUGUUAAAACCACUGAGAAGAAGAAACAACAGAGUCUCCAGCAAGAAGUCCCAAGCUCUGUCAGAAAUACCAAAAAGAAGAGACAACAGAAACUGACAAGUUUCCAGCCAGACAAGCCAGAAUUGAGUUCUCUUAAAACUACCAGAAAGAAGAAACAACAGAGUAUCGAGUCAGAAGACUCCAACACUGUCAGAAACACUAGAAAGAGGAGCCAACAGAAACAGGCAGACUUCCAGCCAGAUGAGUCAGAUUCAGGUUCUGUUAGAACUACUGGAAGGAAGAAACGACAGAGUAUCGAGCUAGCAGACUCUGACUCCAGUUCAGUUCCAACAACUCAGAAAAACAAACGACAGAGACGGCCCAGCUUCCAGCCAGACGAGUCAGACUUAAGUUCUGAGAAGAAGAAACAUCAGAGAAAGGAGAAUACUCAAGCCUUGAGUUCUACCAGAGCUUCUGGGAAGAGGAGACAACAUUGUGUUGAGCCAGAACACUCAGAUUCAAGUUCGGUUAGAACAACAGGGAAGCAGAAAAGUCAGAGGCGACAGAGGUCCCAGCCAGAAGAUUCAGUUUCCGGUUCUGUUACUGCUGUUGGAAAGAAACGACAGGCGCAGCAGAGUUUUCAGGCUGACGAGUCAGACUCAAGUGCGGUAAUGACAACUGGAAAGAAGAAACGCCAGAGACGUCCAAGUUUCCAGGCAGACGAUUCAGACUCGGGUUCCAUCAGUUGCGUUGGGAAGAAACAACAGGAACAGCAGAGUCUCAAUGAGACACUUCCCACCAGAGCCACCAGCAAGAAGAGACAACCGACACGGCAGAGGUCAGCAAAGCAUGGAUCCGAAAAGACCAGGCCAAGUAGUCAGAGGACACCAGAUAUUGAGUCAAAUGUGCCCUCAGAAUCCAGCAUGCAGAGGACAAGACGUGUGUCCAAAUCUCCAACGGAAUGGUGGAAAGUUACAGGGAGGAGUGGUUCAGACAGCAGAAGCGGGAUGUCCAGUUCAUCUGUUGAGGAAGAGAACCAGAUGGGAUUGUCUUCAGGUUCCUCCAGUUCAUCUGGUGGGUACAGGGGGAUGAAAACACCAAGGAGCCAAGGGCAGGGAGAUGCCAACAACUUUGUCAGUGGGAUUAGCAGGCGUGUCAUCUCAAAACGACCUUCCAUCCCUCUCCAACAUGCAGUUGCUGAUAAUAAAACUAAAGGACAAACUGUGUAUCAGUGGAGUGGAGGUGGGCUUGAGCGUAACCUUGGUGACCUGUCAGACUUGGAUGUGGUGCUGACGACGAUUUACGAUAUGACACAACAGUACCUGGAUGCUUCUGGAGACUUAAUGGAGCCAGAAGUGUGCCAGGAAAUGAUGACACAGUUCAGAGACAGAGUCGUGGCUGCCAUCCAGAGGAAGAUCGACAUUGUACAGAAGUGCAAGUUUGACCAGUCCAGACUGAGGAAGAUGGACCUCACAAUAAGGAAGAGACGUGCAGAGUUGUUGUCUCUACAGAGAGAAGAUAUGAGACUGGACCAACAGCUUGACCAGCUUAAAGAGAAACUCACUGACUCCACUGAGAGGGAGCUGACCCUACAGAAGACCUGCACUUUUCUAAAGGACCUACAGGAACUGCAGCAGAAAUACAUGGACAGCACCUAGGAGCUUAAACCUAGCACCUAA